Molecule: messenger RNA, 1125 nt
Organism: Fibroporia radiculosa
Lineage: Eukaryota; Fungi; Basidiomycota; Agaricomycetes; Polyporales; Fibroporiaceae
Exons: 4
Coding region: 1-1125 (374 amino acids)
Source: RefSeq, a predicted model, not a curated record
AUGAAGUCCCAACACCAAGACUCUACCGAAACAUCGUCCGAAUCGAAGAAAUCAGGGAGUGUUAGUUGCCCCACCUGUGGCAAGUUAGUUUCAAGACGCGCAGACCUCUCAAGGCAUCUCAACGUGCAUCUACCCCCCGAACUAAAGCUCAAGAAAUCUUUCAAGUGUGAUUGGCCUGGAUGUACUACGGCUACCCUUCAAAAGUCUAACUUGAUGAAUCAUUAUCGGAACGUACACUUGAAUAAGAAGGACAAAUUUUGCCCUCAUUGCGACUUUGUCACUGGUGACGCUGGUUCCUUUUCACGCCAUAAAAAAGCGUGUACCGCUGCGAGGGCUGCCCCCAUCCUUACUGGCACUGAUUCACCAAAGGACACGACGAAGCUGGGCAAACAGCCCUCAUCCACACGCAUCAGGAAGCAGUCGAAGAGAUACAGUCCGUACGGGAUACCAUCGCCUACGUCCACCGAUCACUCUUUCGAUCGGAGGGACGUAUGCUCGACUCCGACGAUCAGCGCACCGGCCUCAGCACCUUUGCCGCCGACUGUCCUCCAUGAAUCUGACGGCUUUCAGGAUGCUUCUCAAGCCAUGUAUUUCUCCUGGCAUGCUGAGGAUACUGUCUCUUCCGCAGCAUCAAAUACUUUGCUUCAAGGCUGGUCUGUGCCUCAACAAUCUUUUCAACCUACCCCCCUGGGAGGCCAUUCCCAGCCUUCAAUGACUCUAGUGCCCGAACUUGACCUUAUGCAGUCGUACUCUUUGUCAGUAGAUCUUCAGCUGCCAGAAGUUAUCCCAAAGUCGGAACCUACCUCUGCGCUCGACUGGCAUCAAUAUGGGAUCGCCGAUCCCCUGCUAUCCCUAAGCCAGCCUUCGACGUCGAUCGCUCCUACCUGGGACCCGUCUUUCUCUACGCAUAUGGCGUGUGCGUUCCCUCAGUUCGACCCGAUGCAGUCCCUGUACAGCGUCUCUCAAGACUGUAAUGAUAUUCCGUCUGCGCCGCCUAUGCUUGACUCUUAUCAGUCGCUGCCAUGCACCGGAUCAACUCUUCCUUACGCCCCGACCCAGCCUGAGCUGGGCUUGGAUGUCUUGGAUGGUUGGUUUAAUGACCAAUUCGGGGUGUCGCUCCUGUGA